AUGAGAAGAACAUGUCCCUUAAUUAACGUAGUGGAUGUUUCAGCCUCUGUCCUAAUCAAAUCCACAUAUUUACUCUUACUUGUGUUUUGGCUUGAACUCACAUUUAAUGCGUCUUAUUAUUACAAUACAAAGAUGUGUAAACAAUUUGAAAGAGUUGCUCGAAGACUUUAUUGGGCGUUUAUCGGUGUAUAUUUCUUUGGAGCUAGUAUAGGAUUUUUAGCAUUUACAAUAUCACGUUCGAAUGUUUCCUAUUUCUUGACAUCCAUUACGUUAAUAUUUGACAUUUCCAUUCCAAUACUUUUCAUUAUUUUUGGAGGCGUGCUAAGAAGACUCACAACACGCUCGACCGUUUCAUUUCCUGUUCUCAUUCAAAAACAUUUGAAACGAGUUUCCAUUAUUAGUAUCAUUUUAGGAUGUUAUUUGUUACUACUUCCAAUGGUGAGAAUUUCUGUAUUGAUAUUGAAGAAUUUUGUCUAUGCAUCGAGUGGAUACAAUGCAAUCUCCUCCAUUAUUGAAGUGACUGUUUCCAUCUUGUUCUUUUUCAUUCCUUCUGUGGUGACGUUUGGAAUCAUCAUUGCACCUACAAGUAUUAGUUUUCUUCACAAUGCCAUUACUGAUAGAAAUGCAAAAGCUGGAGCUUUUAAAAUGAAAUGGAAAGAAUUUGAAAAGAACACGGAUGGAGCACAUGACGAGACGUCUCCAUCCAUGUUUUAUCAUGAUCAUUCUGUGUUUGAUGGUGAUACAAAAGACCAUAUUCAAUUACAAUCUGGUGACACGAGUGUGUAUCGAGAUGUUUCACUUGGCAAUACUCCACCAAAUCCUUAUACAAGUUAUUGA
Messenger RNA from Naegleria lovaniensis, 837 nucleotides. RefSeq lists its product as uncharacterized. The record is from RefSeq and is a predicted model, not a curated record. The coding region runs from base 1 to 837 and encodes 278 amino acids. NCBI's taxonomy places the organism in Eukaryota, Heterolobosea, Eutetramitea, Acrasida, Naegleriidae. The transcript has a single exon.